CAGCCUUCUGCAGGAUUCUGUUCACAGUCACAGGCGCCGGCGAGCACUCACACUGAGCCGGUAGAGGUGACCGAGGGUAUUCUCCAGAGUCUACUUGUUGCUUCGUCCAAGGAGAGGUGGACAGAGCGGACUGGACACGGUGAUGUCAGUGUAAAACAGUAACAUGUCGCCACAUAGCUCAUGAUGCCUCCGACACUUCCCAGCAGUGCACCGGAGAUCUGCACGGACUUAAGUUUUAACAAGUAUUCACUUGAAAUGCUGCUGAUCACCGUCCUCAAGGAGAAUCGGGAGAAACGGAAACCCACAAGAAGAAGCGAGGAGGGACCCUGAUGCGGUCAUCAACACGACUAUGUUUUCUUAAUCUGACGGACUGUAUCUUCCAGUCUUUUCAAGUGACCGGUUGACUUGAGUGAAGAUGAUCAAAGAGGGGUCUCGGUCGGCCACCUCGCUGCCACCGGAUGCCAUGGACAUCAUCCGCAGUAAGACCAACACCUGCCGAGUGAGACUCAAUGUUGGGGGCCUUCUCCACGAAGUCCUGUGGAGGACGCUGGACAGGCUGCCCCGCACAAGACUGGGCAAACUGAGAGACUGCAACACGCACGACUCUAUCAUCGAGAUAUGCGACGACUACUGCUUGGACAGCAACGAGUACUUUUUCGACAGACACCCCGGCGCCUUCACCUCUAUUCUGAACUUCUACCGCACUGGAAAGUUGCACAUGAUGGAGGAAAUGUGCGCCCUUUCGUUCAGUCAAGAGUUGGAUUUCUGGGGCAUCGACGAGAUCUACCUGGAGUCCUGCUGCCAGGCCAGGUACCACCAGAAAAAGGAGCAGAUGAAUGAAGAGCUGAAAAGAGAGGCCGAGAACAUGAGGGACAGGGGUGGAGAAGAGUUUACAACCACAUGUUGUUCCGAGAAGAGAAAGAAACUCUGGGACCUCUUGGAGAAGCCGAGCUCAUCAUUUGCUGCUAAGAUCUUGGCAAUUAUUUCCAUUCUCUUCAUUGUGUUGUCUACCAUUGCCUUGUCUUUGAACACCCUUCCAGAGCUGCAGGACACAGAUGAGUUUGGUCAUUCAACAGACAACCCGCAGCUGGCCCAUGUGGAAGCUAUAUGUAUUGCCUGGUUUACUAUGGAAUACCUACUUCGCUUCCUCUCUUCCCCCAACAAGUGGAAGUUCUUUAAGGGUCCUCUGAAUAUCAUUGACCUGCUGGCAAUCCUGCCCUACUAUGUCACCAUCUUCCUGACAGAAUCCAACAAGAGUGUGCUGCAAUUUCAAAACGUGCGCCGCGUAGUUCAGAUUUUCCGAAUCAUGCGUAUUUUGCGUAUUUUGAAGCUGGCUCGUCACUCCACAGGUCUUCAGUCUCUGGGUUUCACUCUUAGGAGGAGCUACAAUGAGUUGGGCCUGCUUAUCCUUUUCUUGGCCAUGGGCAUCAUGAUAUUCUCCAGUCUGGUGUUCUUUGCCGAAAAGGAUGAAGAGGACACUAAGUUCAAAAGCAUUCCAGCUUCCUUCUGGUGGGCUACCAUUACUAUGACCACAGUAGGCUAUGGAGAUAUUUACCCCAAAACUCUACUGGGAAAGAUAGUUGGAGGUUUGUGCUGCAUUGCCGGAGUACUGGUGAUUGCCCUGCCUAUCCCCAUCAUCGUGAAUAACUUCUCUGAGUUCUACAAAGAGCAAAAGAGGCAGGAAAAAGCCAUUAAAAGGAGGGAGGCUCUGGAGAGGGCUAAGAGAAAUGGUAGCAUUGUUUCCAUGAACACAAAAGAGGCUUUUGGCCGCAGUAUAGAGCUCAUGGAUAUAAUGGUGGAAAAUACUGAUGAAAAGGAGAAGAUGCAUGAUAAUCAUGUGUCUCUUAGUCUGCCAAAGGGGACACUUAAACUCAAGUCACAUUUAAGCCCCACCAAAACCCUUGAAUCCAACUACCAAGAGCAGGUCAAACCCUCAAGCAGCCCUCAGACUCUCAGUACACAGAAACUGGAGGAGAUGUACAACAAGAUGGCCAAGGCCCAGUCACAACCCGACAUCAACAAGGAAAAAGGGCCGCCAUUCAAAGCAGUUGGGCAGGGAUCUGAAUUAGAAAUGGGAAGUAUCCCCACUGGAGCCAUCUCAAGGAAAGCAGAGGCAUUUGCAGACGUAAGGAGCAUUUCCAGCAUUGACAGCUUCAUUAGCUGCGCCACUGACUUACCUGAGAGCUCUCGCUUUUCCCACAGCCCUGUCAGCAGCAUGCUAGGGAGGGUCAGUACCAACCCCAGCCUGCAGCCCACACUGGAGAAUGAGCAUGAAGGAUCUCAGGGCACCAAUACACCCCUGACAGGACAUGGCACCAAGCUUGGCAUGCAUUCUGACAUCCCCAGGAGUCUGCCCUUCAACAAACCACACAAAAGCCACGCACUCAAGGUCCACUUCAGAGCUGGGGAGGAUUCAGGGAUAUGGGCUCUCUCAGACAGCUCAUCAGCUCAGAGCCCUGAGGUGUCCGUGUACACAACUGCCAGCAGCAGGACACCCAGCAAGAGCCCAGAGAAUGUAAUGCCUAGCAGCCUCCUCACAUUCCACGAUGCAUCCAUCAAUAAAUUCAUUGAUGCUGACACAGAUGAGGAGGAGCACCUGUAUGAUGGUUCAGGCACAAAACCAUCCCAAAGACUUCUUGAAAAAGCCAGGCCCAAGUUUGGCCAUCACUCCAGCUUCCAGCAAGGGGCCAACCACAUGGAGGGCCUACAAAGGAAGCUGGGAAACAACACACUGCCGCUAGAAGGGCAAGAGAACCAUGUGGCUCAGGAACUACAGCCAUUUCAGGGAGAGAAGAGUCACUCUGAUGCUUAAAGUGGGUGUGACCACAGAGAAAACAUACAGGAGAGGAGGAAGCAGAAAGGAAAAUGUCAAAAGCACAGCGAACUUAGACAAUGAAAAGGUUUGCAGGAACAUUUGAAAAACUACGACUCAGAAGGCUUCUUUCAUAAAAAUAGAGGCAGACAAUGGGUAAUAUGUUUGUGUUUUGCUCUCAAAGCUUUUCCAGAGGAAAAGAAAAGAAAAAAAAGCAGAGGACUGGUCUAAGAGGUUUUAAAAAUGUCUGUCUGAUAGUUUUUAGUAUUUAUACAUGUGUUUUAGCCCAGAUCAUAAUGUAAUAACAAUCACCUAGUUUUAAGAGUAUAGGAUAUCAUUUUAUAAGCAAAAACCUAUUUAUUUAUUUUUUAUAUAUCCCCGGGGUAGUACCUUAAAGCCACUAUAGGAAACACUGUCCAAUCAGUAGCAAACCACAGAGGGCAUUGAAACAUGGCACUGCAAAAUGGGAAACUCAAUCAGCUGAGGUAUUUCAAACAACUACGUUGUUGUGUGAAUGAAGAACUUACAUUUGUCUUUUUAUUGGUUACACUGCAUAAAUAUGGCAUUACAAAGGCAACAGUGUGUUGUGAAAAUGUAUAGUUUGCUUCCUUUAACUUCCUUCCUCAAAACUGGCCUUUGUUUAUGUUGUCACCCAUAUUUAAUGUUUGUAUGAGAAAGAGAGACAUAUUCGGACAGACAGUAUAUUUAAAUAAACAGUACUGUUUAGUCAUUGUUAUGUAGCGUUCUUGAUCUCUUAAGUGUGAACUUGAGGAGCAUGUAUUUCCGUUUAGUUUACUGUCAUGCUAGUCCAUAUUUUUUUAAUGCACAGGAAACAUUUAGACAACAUAAUGAGACACUGUGAGGCUUCAUCCAUCGAUAUCGUUCUUGUUUCAGUGCUGCCAAGAGAGAGCACCAUGAUAAUUAUUGUCUUUAUAAACAGAAGAAAAUUCUUUAUUCUUGUUUGAAGUGGUGUUAUCAGAGCUUUAAUCUGUGGAAAAUCUAAAUAUCUUUGUGUUAUUUCAAAACGUUCUCAAAGGUGUCUCGAAGGAGGAGUCAUUAUUCCCAUUGUAGCUGAUAAAUAUAAAAAGACAGGUCUGAUGAUCAUCACUAGAUGGAAACACAGCACUGAAAAUCACUGAGAUUUUUUAAGUUGAACCUCCAGUUUUGGAAUGUGACUAUUGUACAUGUAUAACUACAAAAGUAGAAUGUUAAACACAAAAAACAUUAAAUGUACAAUUUACAGAAUGAAAAUAAUUUAUAUUUUUAUGAUAUUUUCUAAAAGAAUUGAUUUGUAGACAAAUAAUGUAUAUUGUUGUAAUU
Etheostoma cragini (Arkansas darter) is the source of this 4132-nucleotide messenger RNA. Its product is annotated as potassium voltage-gated channel subfamily B member 1-like. Gene Ontology annotation, molecular function: delayed rectifier potassium channel activity; protein binding. Lineage: Eukaryota; Metazoa; Chordata; Actinopteri; Perciformes; Percidae. The coding region runs from base 416 to 2812 and encodes 798 amino acids. The transcript has 3 exons. Gene Ontology annotation, biological process: potassium ion transmembrane transport; protein homooligomerization. The record is from RefSeq and is a predicted model, not a curated record. Gene Ontology annotation, cellular component: membrane; voltage-gated potassium channel complex.